UGACGUAUAAUCCUGUGGACGGCACCGGAUGUUUCUUCAACAACAACAGAGCUACUGAUUCAACCACCUCCGUAGCAUGCUAGCCAACAUGAAUUCGAAACAUUGAAGCUCUGAAUAAUUGUGUAACUACACGAAUCCCAGUGUUUUAAACACAGCUCUGUUAACGAAUGUACUAGUUGAUUUAAACUUAAUUCGCUUGCUAAAUUUGCUACGGAGCCUAGCACCAAGGUAGUCGAUAAUGCUAGCUAGCUAACAUCCCCGACCAUGAACUCACAAAGUUACUCCCCCCCUGCUAUGAAAGAGGUCUGCUGGAUGGAGAAAGAAGCUCUUAGGCUGAAUGUUGUCGUAAAAGAGGAAGAUGAUGAUAUUACAGUGAAAGGAGAGGAAGAAACAUUCAGAAUGAAAAAAUAUAAAAUGGAGGCUAUCACGUUGAAAGAAGAAGAGGAUGUGAAAGAAGAGAAAAUACCGUUUGUUGUGAAAAGGGAAGAGGGGAUCGAGGCUGUCACAGUGAAAGAAGAGGAGCAACCGUUUGGAGUGAAAGAGGAGGAGACUGAAGAUCCGAUGAACACAAAGCCCAAAACAAGGCAAUAUGCUCUUUUCUGGCGCCCCCAGAGCUCUACGUUGAAAGAGGACAUCAGACAAAUACAGGAAGAAUCUAGUGUGGCAGCCAUGAGUCCCAGACAGUUUGGUGGUGGUGAUGUCGACGCCAUUCACUGCAACGGAGAACGGGACGUGAAGGACAACGAUUGGUUUCCUAGCAACAGAAUGGAGGCGGAGUCGGCUCCAGAGAAGUACAAGCCAGCGCAGAGGGAGGGUGGUGACCCAUCUCUCCCCUCCCCUCUCCCCGAGUCCCCAGGUUGUGCCUCUCCCGGUAGUGCCUUAAUGUGGGGUCUGAAGAGGGUGUCUGUGCGGCUGGUGAACUGCAGGAAAACUCCAGGGCUGAGUGGAACUGUGAGAGAAGGAGAAGAGGGAGAUUCAGAUUCAAUGUCAUCAAGUAAGAACAACGGAGAAAGACCAGACUCAGAGGAACCAGAGCCAGAGACAUCAGCGAGACGACACCACUGCUCCCAGUGUGGAAUGAGUUUUACCCGGUUAUUACACGUGAAAAGACAUGAGAAGACACACACAGGAGAAAAGCCCUUCCACUGCUCCAAUUGUGGACAGAGUUUUACCAGGUUAUAUAGCCUGAAAAGACAUGAAAGGACACACACAGGAGAAAAGCCUUUCCACUGCUCUCAGUGUGGAAAGAGUUUUACCCGUUUAUGGCACUUGAACAUGCAUGAGAGAAGGCACACAGGAGAGAAGCCUCACGACUGCUCCGAUUGUGGAAAGAGUUUUACCCAAACAUGGCACCUGAAAAUGCAUAAGAGAAUGCACACAGGAGAAAAGCCCUUCCUCUGCUCCUAUUGUGGAAAGAGUUUUGCCCAGUUAGGGAGCCAGAAAGAACAUGAAAGAAUACACUCUGGAGAAAAGCCAUUCCAGUGCUCCCAUUGUGGAAAGAAUUUUACCUGGAUAGGGAACCUGAAAACUCAUGAGAGGACACAUACAGGAGAGAAGCCUUUCAACUGCUCCUUGUGUGGAAAGAGUUUUACUCAGUUAGGGGGCCUGAUCAAACAUAAGAGAAUACACAAAGGAGAGAAGCCUUUCCACUGCUCCCUGUGUGGCAAGAGUUUUACUCAGUUAUGGACUUUAAAAACACAUCAGUGGACACACACAGAAGAAAAGCCUCACACCUGCUCCCAGUGUGGAAAGGGGUUUGUUACGUUAAGGGGCCUGAAAAAGCAUGAGAGAAUACAUACAGGGGAGGAGAAGCCUUAUCAAUGCUCUCAUUGUGGGAAAGGUUUUGGACGAUCAGGGUAUCUAAAAGUGCAUGAAAGAACACACACUGAAGAGAAACCAUAUCAAUGCUCCCAGUGUGAAAAUACAUUCUUCUCACCAGGGGACCUGAAAAAACAUGAGAGAACACACUCUGUAGAGAGGCCUUUCCAAUGUUCCCAGUGUGGAAAGAGAUUUAUUCAGUCAUCACAUCUGAAAGAGCACACAAGAAUACACACAGGAGAAAAUCAAUUUCAAUGCUCUCAUUGUGGAAAGGGUUUUACCAGGUUAAGGAGACUGAAAACACAUGAGAUGACACACACAGGAAAAUAGCUUUUCCACUGCUCCCAGUGUGGAAAGAUAUUUACCUAGUUAGGGAACCUGAAAGACCAUGGACCACACACUGGGGAGUUGCCUUACAUCUGCUCCCAGUGUGAAAAGAGAGAUUUCACAUAAACACAGGCAGUUUAGCUAGGUAGUUGGCUAGGUAAUUAAACUAGCUAGCUGGCUAGGUAGUUAAGCUAGCUAGUUAAGCUGGCUAGGUAGUUAAGUUAGCUAGCAGAGAGAACAGUCUAUGACCCAGGGUGCCUGGAGUCUUUGACAAUUUUUGGGCCUUCCUCUGACACCGCCUGGUAUAGAGGUCCUGGAUGGCAGGAAGCUGCGCCCCAGUGAUAUACUGGGCCAUACGCACUACUCUAUGUAGUGCCUUGCGGUCGGAGGCCGAGCAAUUGCCAUACCAGGCAGUGAUGCCCUGCUAUCGGGGUUAUCAUGGCAACGUUGGGUCUUAUUCUUCUGGAUCAUUUUGAUCAAACAAAGGAAAUCAUGCUGUCAUGACGUCAUGGUGUCAUGACGUGCCCUUGGGGGGGGAUCAUAACCCCCCCUCUCGCUCUCUCUCUCUCCACAGUUUUAUGACGAUUCGAAUGGUCGGUGGGAAAUCAAGGAAUGUCGAAUUUGUUUCAUUUGGUGACCUCAUGAAAGACAGGAGACCCACAUUACUGUAUGUUUGUUUGUAUACACUUCUCAACUAUGGGUUUUGCAUCUGAAUGUUGUAAAAAAAUAAAUGAUUAAGCAUAAGAAUACUUUUGAAAAGAUAAUUUGAUUUUAGUGGUCUAAAUGAGAAUUGUUUUUCAUAGUAACGUUUGAUCAGGCAGUGGCCACGCCCCACCGUGAGCACAGACAUUUACAUUGGCGUCAUGGAAUGCCCCUUCUCUACUCCAGUAUAAAACCCACUUCGGACAAAAUUGACAUUCGAACAAAAACAUCCCCGGGUUGCUGCCGGUGUGUGAAGUGGUUUUAGCUGUGACCUGAAUAAUCAACCAUUGAGACCAUAGAGCAUGGAGCAGUAGUGACAUGGUUGGCAAUUUAAAUACAGACCAGAGGACGUCCCUACGUUACAAAUGGUUAAGAAGAAAAUCUCUACAAAACUCUGUUUUGUUUGUUUGAGUACUUUAGUCUGGUAAACGCGACUGAUCGAACGAUGAAUGGUACUCUGAAAGAUCCAUUCUGGAGAACAUUUCACUAUCGAACAACCAUUGGUACGCCUGACGUACCCAUUAUAACAAGCUACAACUACAAAAGACUUUGAUCUCUGGUGGACAAACCAGAGACUUUCUGUCGACUAUCCAGCAGACGGACCGGCGAUCACAGAGAGUGACAACAAAGCUAUACACUCGUAAAUAUGUAAAUUGUAAUUUAUUUUCGAAUGAGUGGCUAUUCAUGUGCAAAAAGGGUUAGCAUUUCCAUGAGCGUGGUUAUCAACUGUAUGUACAUGGGUCCACUUUGUUUUCCCCAGUCUUUAUCUGUCCCCACCCCUUUCCUUUGUCUACCAAGCCGUCAUAUCGGUUUAGUCCCCAAGGGACUUUUCAGUGUAUCAUGUGACCAAUGUAUAACCUAUCCUGUGUGUGUUUAUGUAAUUCUGAUGCGGUUAGUUAGUAAAUAAAUAAUUAUGCCAAUUUGAAUAUCGCUGAUUCAUAAUUUAUGCUAGGGUUCGUGCAGAUAUCCAAGGGUUUUGCGAAAUUUUGAAUAUGACUGAGGUAAUAAUACAUAAAUAAGUGACUAAUCGAUAAGAUAUGAAAAUAUCUGAAGAGUCCAAUUCGGGAAAUUGUAACUCUUUAAUAAACAACAUUUUCCCGUGGUGCCCCUGACUUCCUAGGUAAUUUCUAUUCCGUGAUUAGUUUAAUUACACAUAGAGAAUUGAUUUGAUAAUAUAACAGUCUUCACAUUAAUGAACAGCCAACGUUACGAGACUGGGUUGUUUGGUGAAAGUAAUUCUCAAAAUACUAAGCGUCUGCCUCAAACAAACACGAGUGUCUCAUUUGACUAAUGGUAAGCGCAUGUCGCCAAGCAGUCCGCACACUCAGUAAAUUACAUGAACGAUGGGGUACCUGGUGGCAGGUAAACAUGUAAGGAUUCUGUGCCUUUCUCGGCUGGGACUGCAGGUGGGUUAUAAUGCAUGUCGGUCUAUGAGCCAUGCAUUGACACGUUGAGGCCAAAACAGGUGGUUUAAAAAAAUGACGAGGUAGUUUCCAAUCCUUUGGAAUGCCUCUUUAAAUGUCAAAUCAUCUAGCUUCUUCCACCAUGUUUCCCACAUGUUCAGACUACGGGUUGAGAAAAUAGAUGAAGUGCAGUUUUUUUAUUGUAAUUAUAGGGUUUACUUGAUAGAUUACUUUUAAUCUGAAUAGUGAUUAUUUGACACCAUGGAGCAUGAUAUUUUUUUUUACAUUUGAACUAUUUGGUGACUGAUUUACUGCCACAACACUGAACUGCAGAAACCCAAAAGAAGGCUGUCAAUGUAAAUAAGAAUUUGUUCUUAACUGACUUGACUAGUUAAAUAAAAGUCCAAAUACAUUUUUUUAUCAAGGAUAUACAAAUGAUGUAAAUUGCUGCAGGAGGACUGGGGGAGUCGAUCAAUCAAGUUCAAGUUAAGAUUUUUUUGUCAUAUCCACUUGUAAAUUCACUGUUAACACAUGAUUUACCAGCCGGUUUAGAAAAGGGUUUAAGGGUCCGAAGGUUAAAAGGUCAAAGGGGCAUUCUACUGAAGUUCUACACUUGAAUACUGUAUGAUGUUCUGAACUGUAUUGUUACAGCUACAAAGAGUGGGAACCAACAACAAGACGUUGCUGGAUCAAAUGCAUCCUUAUUAUUACAGUGCCUUCAGACAGUAUUCAAACCCCUUGACUUGUUCCACAUUUUGUUUUGCUACAGCCUGAAUUCAAUUGAUUUUUGUUUCACCCAUCUACACACAACACAUCAUAAUGACAAAGUGAACACAUCUUUUUUUUUCCUGUUUAUUUUAAUUUGAAAAAAACUUCAUAUUCAUUGCCAAUGACAAGCAUACCCAUAAUAUGAUGCAGCCACCACCCUGCUUGACAAUAUGAAGAAUGGUACUCAGGGAUGUGUUUUGUUAAUUUCCCCAGACAUAACACUUUGUAUUCAGGACAUAAAGUACAUUUCUUUGCCACAUUUUUUUCAGUUUUACUUUAGUGCCUUUUUGCUAACUUUUUGAUUAAUAUUUGUAUUCUUCCUUCUUUUCACUCUGUCAGGUUAGUAUUGUGGAGUAACUUCAAUGUUGUUGAUCCAUCCUCAGUUUUCUCCUUUCACUGCCAUUACACUCUGUAACUGUCUUAAAGUCACCAUUGGCCUCAUGGUGAAAUCCCUGAGCAGUUUCCUGUUUCUCUGGCAACUGAAUUAGGAAGGACGUCUGUAUCUUUGUAGUGACUGGGUGUAUGGAUACACCACCCAGGGUAUAUAACCUAAAACACAAAGCCAGCAACUUGACAGCUUGAAGAAUUUUAUGAAAUAAUAAUGUGCAAAUAUUGUACAAUCCAUUUGUGCAAAGCUCUUAGAGACGUAUCCAGAAAGACUCACAGCUGUAAUCACUGCCAAAGGUGAUUCCAGCAUGCAUUGAAUCCGUGGUGUGAAUACUUAUGUAAAUGAGAUAUUUCUAUAUUGCAUUUUCAAUAAAUUUGCAAACAUAUGA
Messenger RNA from Salvelinus fontinalis (brook trout), 5794 nucleotides. RefSeq names its product zinc finger protein 883-like. The record is from RefSeq and is a predicted model, not a curated record. Bases 265 to 2148 code for a protein of 627 amino acids. NCBI's taxonomy places the organism in Eukaryota, Metazoa, Chordata, Actinopteri, Salmoniformes, Salmonidae. The transcript is spliced from 4 exons. Gene Ontology annotation, biological process: regulation of DNA-templated transcription. Gene Ontology annotation, molecular function: RNA polymerase II cis-regulatory region sequence-specific DNA binding; DNA-binding transcription factor activity, RNA polymerase II-specific.